Messenger RNA from Habropoda laboriosa, 1128 nucleotides. RefSeq lists its product as uncharacterized. The transcript is spliced from 5 exons. The record is from RefSeq and is a predicted model, not a curated record. Lineage: Eukaryota; Metazoa; Arthropoda; Insecta; Hymenoptera; Apidae. The coding region runs from base 1 to 1128 and encodes 375 amino acids.
AUGCAACAGGGAAGCGUGGGUUGCGACGGGGACUCGGCCCCGUCGCCCAAUCACGGUAGAUCACCGAAAAACACAAAUCCAACCGACACCGACAAUCGUAUCCGCGUGAAAGUUGAAGUGACCGAGUCAACGGACAUUUUCGAAGUGAAGAGAGAACCGCAAGACGAGUAUCACGCUGCUCAACACGAUUUUCACUACGACAGAAAAUCUAUGAUACCUUCGACGAAACUCGACGGGAACAACGAUAUCACGGCACAAUGUCAAACGCAACAUCAACCGUAUCCACGUCCAUUAGCCGCUGGACUUGCGAAUUCUUACGGAUUUCCACAUUUUUACGGACCACCAGCACUCUUGCCACCGUCGUUUCCAAAUGUUAGACCGUCGCCAGAUAGAUCGAUUAACAAAAUGGAGGAGCACGAACGUGAACAUGAACGUUAUAGAGUGCCUGUGACAGGUGUCGCCAGUGACAGUGUUUUUCUGCAUCAUGAUCAUACGCAUAGGUUUGACGUUGGUGAUUUUCACGGGAAGGGGUAUCACGGGAUGGCUUACAGUGGUUUUCGGCCAACGAUGCAGCAACGUGCGCCGGUUUAUGGACAUCAGAACAAUAGUGGCUACAGGGCUGCGCAGUAUCAGAAUAGGAAGCGCAAGUGGAGCGGCGCUGCGCUGCGUGGAAUGCCGCCAUCGAUGCCUUGGCCGACGUGGUUCUAUCGGCCAGACUUUCCUCUCGGCACACCACUGCCCACCAGCCACGUCUCAAACGCCAGCAGUGUUCCAACUUCGUCGCCUUUGUCCUCCAGGACUCACUCGGAGGCGCCCAAGGCACUUGACUUUCUCGACAGCACCAAGAUCCAUGGACAGACACCGACAAUAUGCACGUCUAUCAGAUGCACUGUCAACGGAUGCUCCUGCGACUCGUUCACCCCAGGGAAGCGGCACAUCCGGUACUGCGACAGGUGCCACCAUGGAUGGGUGCUACACGAGGAGCCAUACCAGCAGUACCUAAUGGUAGCACAGGGUCGUAGGUACCAUCUGCGUCUCCAUCUGCGCGUUCGAUUCGGCAGCUGGAAGACGAAGGAAGGAAUGGAGGAGAUCGGUUCCGGGGAAAUGAUUAUGGAAAUGAAACGAUGA